Messenger RNA from Diabrotica balteata, 3632 nucleotides. NCBI's taxonomy places the organism in Eukaryota, Metazoa, Arthropoda, Insecta, Coleoptera, Chrysomelidae. The record is from the annotation of a GenBank genome assembly.
UAAGGUUAUGAUGUGUUGAUAUGUUGGAAUUUGAAAGCAAAAUUAAGUUCUGAAUCCAGUAUUAAAAAAUACAUUUAUAUUUGUAUACACAGAUUAAUAAAACCUAAAAAUGUAUUCCAAAUUGGCUAGUUCCCUAUAAUAAUUUAACUUUCAUCUAUUACAGUAAAAAAAAAAACAAAUCUCGUCCUGUAAUUACUACUUAAAAUGGAUUACGAUGAAGAUAUGACCGAUGAAGAACUGGUCGUCCAGUACAUAAAUGAUUGCGCUUAUGACUCAAAUUCUUCUUUAAAUGUUCAAACUUUCUUCAAAAUUCAGGAGAUACUGCUACGAAAAAGCCCUCUCCUAAUAUCGAAAUAUUUACAGAAUGUCCUUAACUUUACAACCUCUAACAAUCAAGAUAUAAAAAAGGCUUUAGUAGGAUUUAUAGAAGAAUUAGUUAAAGUCAGGGAAGCAUUUAUUCCAAAAGUUAUGUUAACCUUACACAUGCUGCUGUGUGAUGAAUCUAUUGCUGUUCAGAAACGUGUCAUUCAAGCAACAAUUACCAUAUACAGGAAAACAUUAGCAUGGUUGUGCCAACCUCCCACAAUCACUCAAGAAAUGGAAGAGGCUUGGAAACAGCUAAGUGUAAUAAAAUUAGAAAUAGCCAAUAUGAUAGACAGUGAUAAUGACGGUAUAAGAACUAGCGCUGUGAAAUUUCUUGAGUGUGUAGUACUAUUACAGACUUAUCCUGAUGAAAAUGAAAAUAAAAGGUUCAAUGAUUUUUCUCUAGAUAAUGUUCCUCUUACUUUAAAGGUUGCUAGAAGAAGGAAACUUGAAGAAGAGGCUAGUAAUUUAUUUGAAAUCCUGGUGAAGUUUCAUGGAUCCCCGCAUAUUAGCAGUGCCAAUCUCUUGGCUUGUAUUGGUGUUUUAACCAAUAUUGCUAAAAAUAGAGCUGAAUUCAUGGCAAGAGUGGUAGAUGCUUUGGAGUCACUAUAUAACAAUUUACCUCCAACCCUUACCACAACUCAGGUCAGCUCAGUGAAGAAGAAGCUGAAAACUGAGCUAAGUGGGCUUAUUAAACAUCCAGGAGGUUUCGAAUAUCUCAGUACAAUUAGUAAAUUGUUGUUGGAGUUAGGCUGCUCACAAUCAGAAAUCAACAAAAUGGUCCCAAAAGCUGACGAACGACGCAGAUACAACAAAAGACUCUUGUCAUCUGAAUCACUAGUGUUGCAACAGAAUGCCAAGAAGCCCAAAUUAGACGAACAACCUGCUGAAGUUGAAACAGAAGAAGUUUAUGAUCCCAAUCUGACUCCCCAAGAAAUAAAUGAACAGUUUAUUUUGGAUAAUUUAACUUUGGAAAAAGCUGUUUACCUCAUUGUUACCAAUAUUCCAAAAUUGCCCAAUCAGGUGCCACCGGCGUUUUUAAAAGACUAUGCUGAGUAUGCUAACACAGGCAACAUAGGGAGAAUACAAUUGGCAAAUAUUAUGGCGAAACAAUUUUUAGAAGCAAACGUAGGUCCAGGAAAAAGGGCAGAGAAGCGAAAGAGUCCACCAGAAACUAAGUCCAAACCUAAAGAAGACGAAGUUCGAGAAGAAAAAGAAAAGCCACCUCAGAAGAAAGAGAAAGUUAAAGUUAUCAGAAUAAAAACCUUAAAGCUUCAAGAACUAACGAAACCUUUGGAAACUGACGUCAAAGAAAGGUUAAUGCUGAGUGCUGUAGAAAGAAUUUUAAAACCUCAUAAAUCGGCAAAUAAAUAUCUGCACCAGAAAAUUAUCACUACCCUGGCGACACAUUUCGAUUUUACGAUAAGAGAAAAAAUCUUGAUGCAUAUAUUGAAGGACCUUAAAUCGUAUGUGGACAUCGCCUUAGCCUGGUUAUAUGAGGAAUACAGUAUUAUGCAGGGCUUCGCCAAACCGCCUCCAUUGCGAAGCGAAGGAAAAUCGGAAAAGUUCUACAACAUGCUAUUGUGUAGUUUCAUCAACAUAUCAGCUACAGAUGCUUUGAUCAUUACACGAUUGCUUCUAGAGUCUCCGUUGAUCACAGAUGACGCUUUGGAAGAAGUGAGAGUGGUGUGUAGAGACGAAAGACGUUCUGGUUGGGCUUUAGGUCUUAUUAGAGACCUGGUCGUAAGAAAACCACCCAAACAGCUCGUCUUCUUAAACACUCUCCUGGGUUACACCACCUACGAAAACAGCGUGGUCAGAGACCACGCCAUCGGCCACGUUUUGGAGCUUCACAAACGGUUCGAGUUGAAGUUGGUGAUUGAAGAAUUCGCCAGGAUGAAUUUGGAGUUCCUAAAGCUGCCUAAACCGCCAGAAAGCUUGUGCGGUUUGAACCAGGGUAGGUUAAAAGCAGAAACCUGGGGUGACGACUUCAUAAAAGCUUGUUUGAUGCCUUACGUGUCUUUGUUGCCGGCCAACGAGAGCCUCAUACACGACCUCGCAAAGGUUUAUGUGGACACAUCGCCCGACAUCAAGCGAGUAAUAUUGAGGUUGAUCGAUGUUCCUGUUAAGCAAAUGGGAAUGGAGUCUAAAGAACUGCUGAAGCUCGUAGAAGAAUGCGUUAAAGGUUCCGAAACUCUAAUAACUAGGCUGAUCCAUAUCCUGACCGAUAAAGCUUCACCAACGCCAGAAUUGGUCGCUAGAGUACGGGAUUUAUACCAAUCAAGAAUAACCGAUGUUAGAUUCUUAAUACCUGUACUGAACGGUCUCACUAAGAAAGAAGUGAUAGCUGCGCUACCCAAAUUGAUCAAACUCAACGUUGUGGUCGUUCGAGAAGUUUUUAACCGUCUUUUAGGCUUGCACGGAGACAGUCCCAUAACUCCUAGCGAGUUGUUGGUAGCUCUGCAUCUUAUUGAUUCAACUCAGGCAGAUCUCAAAAAUGUCAUGAAGGCGACGUCGCUGUGCCUACAAGAAAAACAGGUGUACACUCAAGAAGUAUUAGCAGUCGUGCUACAACAACUGAUGGACCAGACUCCUCUACCCACCCUUUUGAUGAGAACAGUCAUUCAGGCGUUGUGUAGCUAUCCGAGGUUGUCCGGUUUUGUUAUGAACAUACUACAACGACUGAUAUUAAAAAAGGUCUGGAACCAUAAAGUAGUUGGGAAGGCUUCGUGAAGUGCUGCCAGCGAACGAAGCCGCAAAGCUUCGCCGUUCUCAUGCAGUUACCGCCCCUGCAGCUGAAGGAAGCUCUGAAAAUAUCCCCCGACUUGAAAACGCCUCUGCGGGACCACCUCAUGGCUUUCACCGAGGCGCAGAGAGGACACAUUCCGGCGGCUACUCAAGAGAUUAUUCUGGAGUCAUACGGCGACAAACCGGCGAUGCCCAAGCCGAUAUCGGUAAGCCAAGUCGCGCCUGUCCCGCCGCCGAUGGGUGUGCCUCCUCCGAUGGGCGUGCCGGCUCCCAUAGGGGUAGCUGCGCCUGUUACGGCGCCGGCUGUUAUUACUCCUACGCCCACUCCAGAGAAGAUCCAGAUUACAGAAGACUCCGCACCGGCUCCAAUCGAGCCUAUGCCGCCUGGAAUGGAAUAAAACAGCAUUUUAAUGUAGUUUAUUUUAAAUGUUAAGAGGGGACACGAUAAAUAUAUUAUAUAAGUUCUUUAAUUUACUUUGUAUUAAAUAAAUUAUUCUUCUGGAACUUUGUAUUACAGCAUA